This is a messenger RNA of Clunio marinus, 925 nucleotides long. The record is from the annotation of a GenBank genome assembly. NCBI's taxonomy places the organism in Eukaryota, Metazoa, Arthropoda, Insecta, Diptera, Chironomidae.
UAUUGGGUACAAUCGAUUCUCUGCCGACAAAUAAACAAUUGAAGAAUACAAAUUGAUCAAGCUAGAGAAACAUUUCUUAAAAUUAUUAAAACUUCAUAAAGCUGUAUUAUGGCGUCUGAGCGUUAUUCGUUUUCAUUAACGACAUUCAGUCCGUCUGGAAAAUUGGUACAGAUUGAAUAUGCAUUGAAUGCUGUUGCAGCUGGGGCAAGUACUGUUGGCAUUAAAGCUUCUAAUGGAAUUGUUUUCGCAACUGAGAAUAAGCAAAAAUCUCUGUUAUAUGAUGAAAACUCAGUUCAUAAAAUUGAAAACAUCACUGAUGGCAUUGGAAUGGUUUACAGUGGCAUGGGACCUGACUAUCGUUUGUUAGUUAGACAGGCACGGAAAAUGGCUCAGAACUAUUAUUUAACUUAUGGAGAGAGCAUCCCGACAUCUCAGUUGGUCCAACGUGUGGCUGGUGUUAUGCAAGAGUACACACAAUCAGGCGGUGUUCGUCCAUUUGGUGUUUCUUUAUUGAUUUGUGGAAUGGAACCAGCUCAUAAUCAUAGCGGUGAUUUCAUCCCGCUGUUGUUCCAAUGUGAUCCGUCAGGAGCUUACUUUGCUUGGAAGGCUACUGCUAUGGGAAAGAAUUCAGUAAAUGGCAAAACAUUUUUGGAGAAACGUUAUAGCGAAGACCUAGAGUUAGAUGAUGCCGUACACACUGCUAUUUUGACUUUGAAGGAAGGUUUCGAAGGACAAAUGAACGAAAACAACAUUGAAGUUGGAAUUUGUGAUCCAAACGGAUUCCGACGCUUAGAUCCAUCGACUGUUAAAGAUUAUUUGGCUAAUAUUCCAUAAAUUAUCUGUUUGAUUUCAUCUUUUAUGUACUGAGAAGCUUUUUUGUUUAUUUGGUGGAAAAUAAAAACUAAAAAUUUCUUUUCAAACCUUC